AUGCCGCCACCAAACAACAGAACGGAGAUCCUGGCGAAUCUUCGCAAGACUAUCGACCAUGGUCAACUGAUUGUGGGGGCAGGCGCCGGCAUCGGCCUCAGCGCAAAGUUCAUCGAGCAAGGUGGUGGAGAUCUGAUCAUAAUAUACAAUAGCGGAAGGUAUCGUAUGGCAGGAAGAGGUUCACUGGCUGGCCUCAUGCCUUACGGUAACGCAAACGACGCUGGGGAAGUUCUUCCUAUCGUCCAUAGAACACCGGUACUAGCGGGAGUCUGCGCUACAGAUCCCUUUCGGUCUAUGGACAAAUUCCUGGUUCAACUGAAGGAUCUCGGCUUUGCCGGAGUUCAGAAUUUCCCCACUGUUGGACUCAUCGAUGGCAAUUUUCGGCAAAACCUUGAGGAGACGGGCAUGAGCUACGACGCGGAAGUCGAGAUCAUACGAAAAGCUCGAGAGAUGGACCUCCUGACCACACCAUACGUGUUUAAUGUCGAAGAGGCGAAAAAGAUGGCCAACGCAGGCGCCGACAUACUAGUUGCGCACAUGGGUCUCACGACGUCUGGAAGCAUCGGUGCACAAAGCGGAAAGAGCUUAGAUGACUGUGUCAAGCUUAUCCAGGAUAUUAAAGAUGCGGCAACGAAGAUCAAGCCUGACAUCAUUAUGCUCUGUCAUGGAGGUCCUAUUGCCACACCACAGGACGCAGAGUAUGUUAUCGGCAGGACAGACGGUGUGCACGGCUUCUAUGGCGCGAGUUCUAUGGAACGACUGCCAGUAGAGGAGGCGAUCACAAACAUCACCAAGACGUUCAAGAGUAUAAAACCCAGGGCUAAAACAUGA
Messenger RNA from Boeremia exigua, 831 nucleotides. RefSeq names its product TIM-barrel-protein domain-containing protein. The record is from RefSeq and is a predicted model, not a curated record. Lineage: Eukaryota; Fungi; Ascomycota; Dothideomycetes; Pleosporales; Didymellaceae. Gene Ontology annotation, molecular function: catalytic activity. The transcript is spliced from 2 exons. The coding region runs from base 1 to 831 and encodes 276 amino acids.